Molecule: messenger RNA, 264 nt
Organism: Strongylus vulgaris
Lineage: Eukaryota; Metazoa; Nematoda; Chromadorea; Rhabditida; Strongylidae
Source: the annotation of a GenBank genome assembly
AAAAGUGUUGUUGGCACAUACGCCUGGAUGGCUCCUGAAGCAUAUAAGUUUCAACAGUACUCCGAAGCUUCUGAUGUUUGGAGCUACGGUGUUGUGCUGUGGGAGUUGCUUACCCGCAAGGAUCCUCAUCAAGGACAGCUGCCCAUAACAGUAGCUUACAUUGUUGAUCCAGAGAAGCGACCCACCUUUGCUCAUCUUUUAGAUCAGUUUUUGGAAUAUCAAGAAGAAUUGGAGCGCAGUGGCUUCUCGGUAAACAAUUUGUAA